Messenger RNA from Pediculus humanus corporis (human body louse), 1119 nucleotides. RefSeq lists its product as uncharacterized. The record is from RefSeq and is a predicted model, not a curated record. NCBI's taxonomy places the organism in Eukaryota, Metazoa, Arthropoda, Insecta, Psocodea, Pediculidae. Bases 1 to 1119 code for a protein of 372 amino acids. The transcript has 4 exons.
AUGGAAUAUCAAAAAAAUGACGAAGGAAAAGAAUUUGUAUCAUCGAAUAAAGAUGACGAUGUUAAAAUCGAAAAUGAAAAAACAUAUUUUGAAGUUCGAAAUGAUGUUAACGAACCUGAAUGUAAAAAUUGUCCGAAUCAAUUAAAAGAGGGUACUUCUGGUACAAAACCAAGCGACGUUAGAAAUGGAGAUUUAGUAUCGUUAUUGUUAGCAGCAACUCCUCCCUAUCUUUACAACAUACCAUUAGUACCGCAAACAUUUUUUUUCAGUGAAAUGAGACAGAGAAAACGAUCUUGGAGAGAAUUAACACCUCCAAAAUCAUUUUCUCACGAUUUAAAAGAAAAACCCCUUGAAUUAACAAUACCGAAACAGGUUGAAGAAAAGUCUAAAAAUCCGACGGAAAAAAUAACAAAUAAAAAAUAUUUUAUAAAUGGAAAUGAAAAUAAAAAAUAUCAACCCGGAAACAAAUUGAGUUCUAGUAAUUUUACCGUUGAAAAAUUGGCUAAUUCAAGUAUAAAAACCGAUUCGGAAUCUGUGAAUACAACAGGAGAAUUAACACCACCAGGACCUCCUCCUCCUCCUCCUCCUCCUUUGUGGUAUCCCCUUUUAUAUCCGCCUCAUCCACCCUACGGAAUCGAUCCAUUUCAUUUUUUUAUUGACUUUCGGGUUUCCGCUCACUUUUGGAACCGGAACCUAGCAACCGAUCAUUUUAACAACGAUAAUAUAUACACUCCCUUAUUUCGCAAUAACAAUAAUGAAGAUUUUAACACUUCUUCUUCUUCUUCUUCUUCUUUUGUAAGCAGACACAAUUCCGCGUUUACCGUACCGACAUCUAAAAACAACGAGAAAAUUAUUAAAAAAUAUAAAAAAAGAAAAAACUUACCAAAUGUACAUUACGUUAAUACGAGUUUAAAACGUAUAUACAAAUCUCUUGGUAGCAAGGAAAAUGAAGAAACGUCAUUGUCCGAAAAGGUACCUGAAAAUAAAGAUUUAAGAGCUUUAAUCGGAUUAGAAUUAGUUGUAGAUUAUUUUAAACAGGAAAAUGACAAAGAAUAUGAAAAAACAAAUGUGAUUACCAAUUCUGAUGAAAAUUCUUCUAAACUUUUAACAGUAGAAUAG